GAAGAAAACACGGACAACGACAGCAAAAACGGCAUUCAAGACAAAUUGAGCCCAAAAAGCAGAGAAGGGGACACAAGUGACGGGGACAGUGACGAUCAGGCGCACCGGCAUGUCAGUGUCACUCUAAAAAUAGAAGACGAGGAACUAGACAUUGCAGACGCUGAUCUAAGAGCAAAACAUGCGGACGUCAAGUCGGAAGGUGUCAAUGGCGCGGAAGUGUCUGAGGAGAAAGAGGCGGUGGGAAAUCAGACGGCAGGGACGCCGCAUGCAGAGGAUGAGGAUGACAGCCCCAUAGACCAUAUAUGUCG
Molecule: messenger RNA, 308 nt
Organism: Sphaeroforma arctica JP610
Lineage: Eukaryota; Ichthyosporea; Ichthyophonida
Exons: 1
Source: RefSeq, a predicted model, not a curated record